Molecule: messenger RNA, 1506 nt
Organism: Meloidogyne enterolobii
Lineage: Eukaryota; Metazoa; Nematoda; Chromadorea; Rhabditida; Meloidogynidae
Source: the annotation of a GenBank genome assembly
AUGCAAAUGUCUUUGAUGCUUGGACGACAACAAAUCUUUCUAGAAGUCGAAGAUCAGCUUCUCUCUCAAUUAAAUGCGAAUUUCUAUUUGAACAAACACUUUCUUGCCUUUGCUCGCGAAUUGGAUUUGAUGACACCAAAAACUCCAGAUGAGGUUUACAAAACUUAUUUGGAGCCAAAUCGUCCAUUUGCUACUCAACAAGUUAAAAAUAUGACCCUGCAAAAUUUGGCUUCUUCCUUUGUUAAUGGUUUUGUUAACGCUGGAUUUGGAACUGACGCGUUUUUCAAAGAUGAGAAGAGCACCAGUGAUUGGUUAGCAAAACACAAAGAAUGGGCCGCUUUUUCUACUGCUGCUACGUUUGGUUUGAUUCAUCAUUGGAAUGUGGAUUCACUCAACAACUUUGAAAUUCAUACACAAUCAAAGGAUAUUUAUGUGAAGGCCGGCGCUCUAUUUGCCACUGGUAUCGUCUUUUCAGGCGUCCAGGAUCCUGAAGUCGAUCCUGCCUAUGCCAUCUUGCAGGAUUUUCUAUUCAAUGAACACUUACCUUUACGCGUUGCGUCAAUAUUUGGUCUGGGAUUAGCCUAUGCAAAUAGUAAACGCCAAACAGUUAUUGACAACGAAGAAAGUGUUGUGCAAAGUUUAAGAAAGGUUAUCGCGGAUGAUCAAAUUUUGGCUAAUCAAGCUGAGGUCAAAGGACUUGCAGCAUUGUCUCUCGGUUUCAUUCUUAUUGGAUCAGGACGAGAAAACAGUGAAACUGUUUGUGAAUUGCUUACUUAUUUAAUGAGCGGUGUUGAUUUGAAUGAUGUUAAUAUGCGUUUGGUGGCUCUUGGAAUUGGGCUUAUAUUUUUGGGAAGACAAAAUGAAUGCGAUGAAACAAUACUUGAGCCACUUCGUGCACUUUCCGACCCAUUUGGAAAAAUUGCUUCAACAUUGGUAGAUGUUUGUGCUUAUGCUGGAACUGGAAAUGUUUUGAAAGUGCAAGAGAUGUUGCAUAUUUGUUCUGAACAUUACGAGAAGGAAGCGCAGAAAGAGGAGUCAAAAACCAAAGUUCCUUCUGGUGCUCCAUUGCCUGAUAUUACAGCACCUGCUGCCUCUGUACCAACUAAUUCUGCCAAUGGAGAUGCUGAGGAAGGGGAAGCUGCUACCUCCACAAAAUCGCAAACAAAGUAUGAAGAGGCUCCAGAAUGUUUAAGUCAAGCAGUAGCUGUUCUUGGCAUUGCGCUUGUUGCUAUGGGUGAAGAUAUUGGAUCACAAAUGUGCCUCCGACAGUUUGGACACUUGUAUCGCUAUGGAGAGCCAGUUAUUAGACGUGCCGUUCCUUUAGCUCUUGCUCUUUUGAGUCCAUCAAAUCCUCAAUUAACUGUUAUUGAAACACUCAGCAAGUAUAGCCACGAUUCUGAUGCAGAAACUGCAAGAAACGCAAUCUUUGCCUUAGGAUUGGUUGGAGCAGGAACGAACAAUGCAAGAGUAUUGGUAGAAAAUGGUAGAAGAAGAACCUACAAUUAA